Perognathus longimembris pacificus (Pacific pocket mouse) is the source of this 938-nucleotide messenger RNA. RefSeq names its product translocon-associated protein subunit gamma-like. The coding region runs from base 1 to 735 and encodes 244 amino acids. Gene Ontology annotation, biological process: SRP-dependent cotranslational protein targeting to membrane. Lineage: Eukaryota; Metazoa; Chordata; Mammalia; Rodentia; Heteromyidae. The transcript is spliced from 3 exons. The record is from RefSeq and is a predicted model, not a curated record. Gene Ontology annotation, cellular component: membrane; endoplasmic reticulum.
AUGGACCGCCUGAAUGGAGUCCACGGACUGACUGUGGGGGAGAGUGGAAUGUGCCCGGCAAGCAAUCCCAUGGGAGCUCAUGACAUGGAGUGUCAGGGUCUUAAGCCCCCCGCGCUCCUUACCUGCGGGAGAGAUGGGGAAACAUGCCCCGACCGGUGGCAGCACCAGAAUUGGAGGUGUGCAUCUUCAGAGGGUGGCGCAAAGCAGCAGUCGGAGAAGGAUCUACUCCUGCAGGACUUCAGCUGCAACCUCUCAGCCUUGUCCUAUGUGCUCUUUUUUGAAAACGCCUUCAUUGUGUCGGCCAUCCCCAUCUGGUUGUACUGGCGAAUGUGGCACAUGGAUAGCAUUCAGUCUGCCGUUCUCUAUAGCGAAAUGACUCUUGUGAGCACCUACCUGAUGGCCUUUGCAUAUAAGAACGUCAAAUUUGUUCUCAAGCACAAACUAGCACAGAAGAGGGAAGAUGCUGUUUCCAAAGAAGUGACUCGAAAACUUUCCGAAGCUGACAAUAGAAAGAUGUCUCGAAAGGAGAAUGAAAGAAUCCUGUGGAAGAAGAAUGAGGUUGCUGAUUAUGAAGCAACCACCUUUUCCAUCUUCUACAACAACACCCUGUUCUUGGGCCUGGUCAUUGUGGCCUCCUUUUUCAUACCGAAGAACUUCAACCCCAUGGUGAACUAUAUCUUGUCCAUCAGCACUUCAUCAGGACCCAUCGUCCUCCCGUCAACUGGCUCCAAGUAGCCUCAGCCACACCCGCCUCACCCCUGUCCGUGGCCUUGGCCCGCCAUAGUGGGGGCAGCAGCCAGGGGGCCAGGUAGGAGGUACACAAGAUGUCUUUAUGGUAUGGAGUUGGGAGGUUUAAAAACAAAACAGAAUGUAAUUGAGUAUUUGUUUAUUGGCUCUCCUUUGACAGACUGUUGAAAUUAAAUGAAUUGAAAGGGAAA